Wasmannia auropunctata (little fire ant) is the source of this 2733-nucleotide messenger RNA. Its product is annotated as UDP-glucuronosyltransferase 2B18-like. The record is from RefSeq and is a predicted model, not a curated record. The transcript is spliced from 8 exons. Gene Ontology annotation, molecular function: UDP-glycosyltransferase activity. NCBI's taxonomy places the organism in Eukaryota, Metazoa, Arthropoda, Insecta, Hymenoptera, Formicidae. The coding region runs from base 476 to 2056 and encodes 526 amino acids.
GUUAAUGUGUGGCCAUAAAGCAAAAAUUAUAAGAUAUACCGACAUUAGACAUACCGGUUUGUUAGUUCUUUGUCGGUCCACGAAACGUGCACGUGUAUAAGAGCAAGAAAUACUUUUUUCAUUCCUCAAUUCCGCUGAGUCGAUGGCAUGGUAUAUCGUCACGGGUCUCGUUAGCAAAUUCGAUGAUGGCGCCUACGGUUAGCGUCAUCGAUCCCGAAAUCUCGUUAUGUUUCUCGAUAUGAUAUCGCCGAAUACGAAAAAGGCGGCCGCAUCGCUACGAGACCGGAAUUGACGUUAAAACUACAAGUCCCAUAUAUCAACGGAUAUAUACGGACAAAAAAAUUACUACAUCUUUGACAAAACUACGGACUAAAAAGAAGAAGAAGAAGAAGAAUUGGUCGACGAAACUAUUGCAAGGAGCAAUUUGCAAUGACAAUUAAGUUUGCACUAAAUUCGAUUUAUUAUCGAUGGUAAAAUGAAGCCGAAUACCGAAAUAACAUUUUGGAUAACGUGGCUCUUAUACGUUGCCAUACCGAUAGAAACUGCAAAGAUCUUGGCGAUUAUUGCAAUACCAUCCUACAGUCAUCAAAUUCCUUAUCGACCAUUAUGGACCACAUUGAGCCGAAGGGGACACGAAAUCGUCCUUUUAACAACGGAUCCGAUCAAUGAUCCCAGUUUGACCAAUUUGACUGAAAUCAACUUCGAAUUUAACUACAAGCUAAUAAGAAAAAUAAAUUUCGUCAAAAACGUAGGAGCCCAAACGUGGCUAAAUUCAGUACGCACACAAGUGUGGUCUAUGAGUCGAGAAGUAGCAGAAAACAUUUAUAAGCAUCCGGAAGUACAUCAGCUAUAUGCACCGGAUAGUGAUCGAAAAUUCGACGUAGUAAUUGCUGAAACUAUAAAGACACCUAGUUUGUAUGCCUUGGCACACAGAUUUAAUGCACCUCUUAUAGGCGUGUCAACGUUUGGAUUGUAUAAUAAUAAUUAUUAUCUACUCGGUGCACCUGUUCUGUCAUCACAUCCUUCGGCAUGGGAAAUGGAGGAUGACACCGGUUUCAAUCUGUCAUUAUGGCAGAGAAUAAAGAAUUUUGUUCGUCAAUGGUAUCACAUAUAUUGCGUAUUAAAUCAUUUUUACCCUGAGCAGCAAGCGAUAGCAGAAAAAUAUCUCGGAAAAAAUAUACCGGACAUAAGCGACAUGGAAAGAAACAUAAGUUUUGCUUUCUACAAUCAGCAAGAAGCUAUCUCGUUUGUUAGACCGAGAACAUCAAAUGUUUUAGCAUUUGGAAAUUUUCAUAUUUCCAAAACACCCGCUACUUUACCGGAAGAUUUGAAGAAAUUUAUAACAGACGCACCAAAUGGAUGUAUUUAUGUGAGUUUAGGCACAAAUGUCAUGAUAUCAUCACUGCCAGAACAUGUGCAAAACAUAUUUCGAGAUGUAUUUAUAAGUUUGCCAUACAAAAUUCUGUGGAAACAUGACAGUGAAUUACCAAAUAAACCAGACAAUAUUUAUACCGCUAAAUGGUUUCCUCAACAGAGCAUUCUCGCUCAUCCAAACAUUAGAUUAUUCAUAUACCAAGGUGGGCUUCAAAGCACGGAAGAAGCUGUUUAUUAUACAGUACCACUCUUAGGACUACCAGUAUUAGCCGACCAGUAUGCUCAAAUCAACAAAAUGGUAUCUUUAGGAGUUGCAAAACGUUUAAAUCUUAUGGAUCUAUCGAGAGAAAGCCUGAACGCAUCUAUAAUGGAAAUUUUGAGUGAUAAAAGAUACAAGAAAAGAAUGCUCAAAGUUAAAAUGCUAAAUGAAGAUAAACCUUACGACGUUUUGGAACAUGUAAUUUGGUGGAUUGAAUUCGUCAUUCGUCAUAAGGGUGCUCCUCAUCUGCGCACCAAUAUUGCUCAUGAGCCUUGGUACCAAAGAUAUGACAUGGACAUUAUAGCAAUUUUAUCAAUUGUCAUAUUUGUAACGUUACUUUGCACACUAGUAAUUAUUUAUAAAUUAUUAAAAAUUAUAUCUAAUUUUACGAAAAUAUCAGUAGUCAAGAAGAAAAUUAAUUAACUCUUGAUAUGCAUAGCAUAAUUAUAUUGUAUUGAUAGAAAAAUUGAUAAAAACUAUAUUGAAAAUACAGUCUAUAAACUUCAUAGAAACAUUAAAAAUGCGAGGAGAUCUAUAAUAUAUUAUUAUUCACCACGUUGAGUAACGUUCCGUAAUUGCCGCAAUCGGAUCGCGCAGUUUUAAAUUUAUAUCGCUGUCAUCAAUAAUUGUUCGUUGAAACGUAAUUCAUGCCUGCUAAAUAAUUACAUUGUCGUAGUGGAAAGUACCUGCCUGUCUGGUUUUCAUGUAAUAAUGCGUAGGACAGUUAUAAUGGAAGCGAUGUAAAUGCAUAAUUAAAGACAGCGGGUUGUAAUAAAUUUUUAAAUGGAAUAUGUUUUGUGUACAAAGGGUUAUUACGCAAUAGUUUAAUUCAAUACAAAUAAUACAUAAAAUAUAUUCUUCUCUCUUUCUCUCUCUUUUCUGCUAUUAAUUUAAAAAUUCCAUUAAGCAAUUAUAUUUAAAACCAAAUUGCAUUUCUUUACAAUAAAAAUUUUCUUUUAUUAUGAUUUAUCAUAAUGUAUUUGACUACCUGCAAAUAUGUGGCAAAUAUUUUUUAAUAAGCACACAAAGCGCACAUUAUGAUACAUUAAUUGUAUCCUAUAUGCUGUAAUGUUAGAUAAAUAAAAAUGUUAUACAGUAAA